AUGGCUCCUCAAAGGCGCCCACAAUAUACCCAGGAGAACAUCGACCAGCAGUUGCAACAAAUACAUCUUCUCGAUCCUUCCUCGUCUUCCGAGAACCUUGAACAACUCGGACCUAUCAUCAAACAGAUUCAUGCGAACCGUCAGCAGGAAGCAUACCUGCGCAAUCUUCAGGCUCUCAUUGCAACAAAGGACAGCGAGAUCGAGCAGAUAUGCACGGACAACUAUCAAGAAUUCAUCUCCUCCGCUUCGACUCUUUUCACAGUCAAGUCAUAUACUAAUAACCUCAGGGACAAGAUCACGACUUUGGACGCCAGCGUAUCUCAAGUCGGUCGAGGCUUGGUAGAGAAGAAAAGAACUCUACUGCAGUCCAAGAAGACGGCAGCUAAACUUGAUGAAGCAAUUGAUACUCUGCAAGCUUGUUUGAAAGUCCUGGACGUUGUGAAUCGAAUCGGCGAAUUGAUCAAGGAGGGGAAGUACUGGAGUGCCCUGCGGUCGUUGGAAGACAUACAGAGUCUGCCUUCGAAUUCGCUGUCCCAGACGCCAUUCUACCAGCAUCUCUUGUCCUCUCUGCCUUCGCUGCGGAUUCAAAUUCAGAAUGCAGUGACAGCCUCUAUGAAGCAAUGGUUGCUGGAAAUUCGGAAUAUCAGUGGGCUAGUUGGUAAAUUGGCUUUGGAAGCAAUGGACUACCGGACGCGCAAGUGGAGAUCACGUCGAGAUAAAGAUCCCAUGCUGAGAUUGAGCCGUGUUGGAAGCGCAGUGGAAAUGGUGAUCCAAGAGCGGUCCGACACCAAUGUUCUCGACAGCGAGAAAUUAAAGGUUGAUUUCACGCCUCUUUACCAGUGCAUACAUAUCUACACGACGUUGGAUUCAAUUGAUGACCUGCGAAGAUCUUAUCAAGCAGAUCGUAAAGCGCAAUCAGAUCUUAUUCUACCGGAUCCGCUUCCGCUCGCCUCCCUGGUCAGCCUAACUCAGGAAAUAUGCGGAUUUUUUAUUAUAGAAUCGCAUGUUCUUGAGACAACUGGCAACUUCCGCUCUGAGAGGGAGAUCGAGGAGCUAUGGGAAGCGCUAGUUGCACGUCUUUCAUCAGCUGUUAGCGCGUCUUUGGCAAACGAGACUGACCCGGAUUCCUUUUUGAGGGUAAAGGAGUGUCUCAUUGGAUUUGUCACGACGCUGGAGUCUUAUUCGUAUGCCACCCAGUCACUGCAUUCACUCAUCCUUAUGUUGUUCGAGAAAUACGCCGGCCUUCUUGAAGGCCAGUUCAGUCGUAGGUUCGAUGUUAUUUUCCUCCAAGAUGAUCAUCUCCCCAUGCAAGUUACAAUACCGUCAGAAAGAGAUUCUGUGCUCGCAGUCGUAUGGUUGGACCCGUCAGAACAAGACGCUCUCUCAAAAAGCGGUCUCCCUCUCAGUCUGCCAUGGUCGCAAGGUUUCUUCCUGUGCUGCCAAGAUAUCCGAAACUUCAUACAAAAGUUUUAUCACUUUGUUGAUGGAGUAUCACAACAUCAUGGCAAUAUUGAUGAACUAUUGAACAAGUCGUUAGACAAACUACUCGCAAACCAUAUCAGCGACAGCAUUUCCAGGUGCUUGAGUAGCACAUCAACGCUUAGUCAAGUCGUUCAGAUUGUUUCAAAUCUCGAGCAUUUUGAGGUUGCAUGUUCAGAACUGGAACGUUCACUGACGAGUCUCCGGUCAACACAGCGGGGUGGUGCUAUCAGGCUGUCUUCUUCCUCUUCAUUUGCCAACACUGUCACCCAUGCCCUCAACCGCGUGACGGGUCUUAUCACCUCUAAACUAGACGACUUCUUUGAAUUGGCAGAGUACGAUUGGACGCCGCAAUCCCGCGAGGACACACCCAGCAUGUACUUAUAUGAACUUAUCAACUGGCUCACGACAGUUGUGGACUCUCUCGUCAUCAAGGAGAUAUACAAGGAUGAGGCAUACCGAGGAGCAGUUGGAUAUAUCGCCGAGUGCUUGAUGAAUUUCAUGAUCGGGCCUGACGUCCUAGCGAUGAACGAGAAUGCCAUCUCAAAUGUUUUGGUGGAUACAGAGUUCCUAGAAGGGGAAUUAACCCGGAUUGGCCGGGGCCAUCUUAGCUCGGUUUUCGCUGAACUUCGCUCGAUGACGUCGAUCAUAUUAAACGACGCUGUACAAGACUAUUUGGUACCGCAGGUCCGGCAGACAACGUAUUCCCUUGUCCGACCGAAGAGACUCCAGACACUGCUUGAGAAAUUAACCAGGUACGGAUCGAGUCGGCGUAACGCCCAAUCACGGGAAAGAGGGGACAGACGGAGGAAGGAAGCGGAUGCGGUGGGACGGGUAUUUCCUGGAGAGAACCGAUGA
Molecule: messenger RNA, 2337 nt
Organism: Suillus subaureus
Lineage: Eukaryota; Fungi; Basidiomycota; Agaricomycetes; Boletales; Suillaceae
Product: exocyst complex subunit Sec15-like-domain-containing protein
Exons: 12
Coding region: 1-2337 (778 amino acids)
Biological process (GO): Golgi to plasma membrane transport; intracellular protein transport; exocytosis
Cellular component (GO): membrane; exocyst
Source: RefSeq, a predicted model, not a curated record